Molecule: messenger RNA, 5351 nt
Organism: Serinus canaria (Common canary)
Lineage: Eukaryota; Metazoa; Chordata; Aves; Passeriformes; Fringillidae
Gene: LSMEM1
Product: leucine rich single-pass membrane protein 1
Exons: 5
Coding region: 2264-2743 (159 amino acids)
Source: RefSeq, a predicted model, not a curated record
UACCUUGCAGUGUUUCAAAGGUGUCUUCUGCUUACUUGCAUGUGUUCUGCACAACCACCUAAUCUUGAUUUGUCAUUGCUUCUCUAAUGGUCAAACGUUUUCUAGUUUUGGUGCUGCAAAACAUGUCCUUUAUCUUAGAGGAACCAGUCUGACUUCCCUGUGUUGAUCAUGUUGAAAACUAUUCUUCUAACCUCAAUUUCUGGUUCUAUAGGACUGAAAUAUGCCAGUAGCUGAGAAUUGACUUAGGAAUUUGGAGGGGGGGAAGUGUGGUUUGUUAUGUAAUAAAGACACUAAAACCUGGCUAGUUGGAGCUUCUGAACCUGAAGAUCUGUAAAACUGCUUUAUGUCUAAAUAAACAUUCUUAAAAUGUUUUGUCACCAGAUGAAGUAAACAUUGCAUUGAAAACAACACCACCCCCUGAAACUGUGGUCUGCUCUGAUAAGAGAAAGUUGGGUUUGGGGUGGAGUGGUUGAGGUUUUUUUUUCCCCUUCCUAGUUUCUGAUUACAGCUAAACCUAUUACAGCAAGGCAAUGAAUACUAAUGAGUUGUACUUUCUACUUUAACCUGUUUGGUUUUCUUUUUUCCCUUAAAUCCAUUAUGUAAGAACUUGUUUGUCUUGCAAAACUGAUCGCUUGGACUGCACAAAACCUUGAACUGAAAACUGUGAUGAUGGAACACACAUGUCAGUGUGAUACAAGUGGAGAAAAAAACCCAGAUCCUUGAAUGAGGUGGAGCUCUGUGCCAGUAGUUGCCUGGCCAAAGACAUUCCGUUUGAGCAAAGCUGUUCUCUGGAGCCUGUUGCUGUCUCCUGUGGUCCCCUUUGGUGUCCUUUGCCAGGCACUUUUGAUGGUUCCUGUCCAAGGUUUCUGUAGCACCUCCUGGCAGGGGCCCAAGGAGGUGCUUGUCCUUUUCCCUGUUAACACUGUAGCUGCGCCCCACAGUGACCCAGGUGGCUUCUGGCACUGUUGCAGAGGUGGCUCUUCUGCAGCUCUGCUGAUAUCCCUUGAGUUUGCUACCUUUUCAGCUGGAGAGGCCUAGUUCCUUGCAAUUUUGGUGUCAGGAGUUUUUGGGCAUGGAGGCCACACUGGUUUCGGUUUUUGUGGGGUUUUUUUUGGUUUUGUUUUUGGGGGUUUUUGUUUUGUUUUUUUGGUUUGUGUUUUUUUUUUCUUAGCUUGCGCAUCCUUAUUUGGAGGGAGGACUUCCGGGAAACUCCUGCAGAAAGGGAGCAGUUCUGAGCAGCAGAACAUGUCAGCUUAAGGUGGGAAAUAUGAGUCAGGUGAUUUAUUCUCUUUUGUUUCCUGAGAGAGAAAUAUGUUUAUGGGCACUUAAAAGGGAUUCAGAAUUUUUCACAUGGGAUAGCUUCAGAAAGGAUUUGUGGUAUUGAGCUGCAGUCCCACAGCCUGUCAGUACAAUGUGCUGUAACACUGCCUUCUGCAAUGUCAGCAAGGAAAAAAGUGAUCAAAAGAACUGUCAGCCAAGGAGCAAUUACACUACUUACCACCAGUUCAUCAGAGUUUUAUCUUUGAACAGCUAAGGAUGCCAGACAAAUUAAUCUACUGCAUAAUACUGUUCCACUUGAAUUCAUAAAAUGCAUGGGAGAAGGGGGGAAAGACCCUGAUUUUUCUGGUCUAUGACUUUAAACAUACUCAUGACUUCGGUACUGUAGAUAUGACUCUUCUGCAUAGCAAACUGGUUACUCAUAGCUACAGUGUUGUAGAUAUGACUCUUCUGCAUACCAAGGGCAUUUUAGACAAGCACUAAAGCUAAGAGGUUUGGCACUGACUAAAAGAUUAGUGAAAUACUGACCAUCAGUAACAACCCUCAUUCUCCAUGAUGGGAUAUUAUCAUGGUUCCAAUAUAAUAAAAAAGAGCUGUGUAUGGGCUGAUUUCUGUUUUAGCAGAUCAGUAUUGCAAAGUGAGUAUACUUGGCCAAGCUGAACUCUAAAUAUAGACUGAGAGGGGCAGUCUCUUUCACAGCUAUCUUUAUGGGUACUGCGACUAUGGGACUACAAGUAGAGAGACGAACUGCAGAACAAGUUUUCUUCACAUGAUUUUCACUGGCUGAUUUCUUCCAUACUGGCACAUUACCUGAAUGUGAUUAUGUUGGCUCCAUAAAGAUUCUGUUGGCUGAGGCUGUGCAUGUGGGGAGACAGCAGAGCCAGCCCUGGUGGGGAUGUGGCUCUCAGACUGUGCUGCCUGGUGCCGUGUCAUGCUCUAGAGGAAGGACAGUGGGCACAGCCAUCUGUCCUGAAGUUACUGCUGCAUGCCUAAAGAUCAUAUACUAGAGACAAUGGAGAGGAGUUCCUUGGAAUUUAAGCUGCCUGAUACUCAUGAAGAAGGAAAACUUUAUGUAGUUGAUUCCCUAAACAACCUAAACAAGUUAAAUGUUUGUCCAGCUGAAUCCCAGCGCUCACUAGAUGAGGAAGACAACACUGGUGGUACUGGAGAAAGUAUGGCAGGGAGCCACGCAAGCAACCAGCGUUUGUUCCUCGUCACCUUUGUUCUUACUUUGACCGUCAGUUUGGCGCUUGUUUCAUUUGUAAUAUUCUUAAUAUUUCAAACUAGAAAUGAGGUGGACCAAAUAUCAAGCAGACUACUAUCUGAAAAGAAGAACAUAGAAGAGCUGAAGAAACUUAACAAUAUUAUAUUAAAGCAUCUGAAUCAAUCCAGAAUUAAGGAAAAGCCUUCUGAUCUUCAUGCUUACUUCUUUACCCAUGCUGAGCUCAAAGUCCCUGGAGAAUAAAUCUUCUUUGGAAAGAAAUUCAGCAUAUUCAUAACUCAGACAUGUUCACAUAUGGCACACAGGCUGCUGAAACAUGGUUGCUGAAACAUUGCUGGAAAAGCCAGCUGAAUGGAAAAUAUUAGCAAUUAAUAUUUUACCCUGUUUUACGUGGGCAUAGGUUUGUAAUACCAAGCCCAUAGGAUUCACAAUAAACAAUGGAUUGUCAGCUUGGGGCAAAACUUCCAGAUUCCCUGUGCAUUAUAAAUAACAGGGGUAAGGGCCUAGUUUUGCUUUGAAAGUAAGUCAAUGAUCACAGAAAAUCACGAAUUCUAUUCACAUGAUUCCAGCAUGACCUUGUUCACUUAAUCAUUCUUCUGUUACCUUUGUGCGAGCUUUCUGUUUGUUUCUAUUGCUAUUUGUAUUUAAAGAUAACUUCGGAUUUCGUAACUUAUAAAUGAAUCCAUUUCUGGCCUAUAGUUUUGUGGUUUUCCCUUCUGUGCAUCUAAAUAUACUGAUAUACUACUCUUUUUGUGAAAAAACCACCCAAACUUGAAUAACGACAAACCCUUUCAUAAGAUGCCAUAGUCAGCCCAAAUUUGUAUUGACAGAGUGAGUGUCCUAUUGGCUGACAUGGAAAAUGUGUUUAGAGGACUCAGUGUGGUAAAGUCACAGCAUCAUCACAGCCACUCUAUCUCAGAGCAAUGCCAAUACACUGUACUCACAAUCUGCAGGUGAAGCCCAAGUGUUUUAAUGAAGUGAUGUGGGGAAAACACUACUUGUUUUUGUACUCUUCCCUGUAGUUUCUGCUGGUCACCAUCAGAGAAGGGCCAGAUGAAAUACGGUUGGAACCUUCAUGGUUUUAAUGUUGAGAGAUUAGGGGAUAAAAGGAGCCACCCUCUCUGAAUUCACACUGUUGUGGAGACAGACACCUAAAAUUGUGAUCACAUAAGGGACUGCUGGGUACCUUUGUAAUUUUUUUAGUAUUCAAAACCUUCUACUGAAAUAUACAUCAAGAAGGCACCUCCAUAAUCAAGGAAUAAAUUGGUUAUUCUCAUCAUGACAGUGGAAUGGCAGCUGACACUGUGGAAUGUGUCUAACAUCUUUUGUUUUACCUAAAGUUCUCAUUCUCAUCCAAUUCUUUCUAAUUUCUUCUGGACAGUUUAAAAAAAAAAAACUCACCAAACUCAAUAGCUAGCAUUGCAGUCUUCUUUUCCAGAAUUCAUGAUAAUCCUUUCUGGGAUGACUACUCCAUUGUCUGCAACAAAGGGAAGAACUAAGUCCAGGAGAAUUUCUUGGUGUCACUCUACCUGAAUUUGCCCACCAAUUCUAUUCCUGUUAUUAUGAAUGCUUUCCUUUACACAUAUGUUUUAUAUCACCUUCUUACUAUUUCCUGAUUUUUAUUUUCCUGAUGUAUUACUGUCAAGUUAUUCACAUGCAAAUGGUGAAGAUUGGUUUCAAGAGUUCAUUAUUCCUGCUGUUACUUCCCAGCUGCAAUUUUAGUUAUCUCCUCUGGACAUCACAAGUAGUUUUUACAAAGGUGACUCUAAUACAGCUAUCAGAGAAUGAAAAUAUAAGUGUAGAAAACUGGUAAGGAAAGGAACCCUGAAAGUCUAACCCAAACAUCUUUCUGUAAAUGCUAUUAAAUGAUAUAAGAAAAGGUAUCUUAAGAAUAAAAUCAUGACAUUUGCAGUGUUGCUUCUCAGUUCUUUUUCUGAGCUGCCACCUGCUUUUUAGUGACAGUGUUAAUUUCUCAUCUCUUACCAUUGUAGCUGCUGUAACUGCUCUCAAGCUCCUGCCUUGCACUGACACGCAUCCACACUUGUGAGUCAGGGAGAAGCACUAGUAUUUGGCACUCAGUGUAUCUCAAAUGUAGAUUUGUCACAUCCCUCAUUACAACAGCAGUUAUCAGAGCUGUCUGUGGUCCACUAAAACUGAUACCAAGAGCCAUUAGAUUUUUUUUUCUGGCAGGAAACUGUAAAAGAAAAGUGUCCUAGAGCAGCAGUCCCCAAAGGAAUGAGAGUUUCCUCAUCUCUCUAGUGUUGUCCUCAAUUAUUCUUAGUCUGGUUGUUUAAUCAGUACUCAUAAUAAAUCCACUUUAUCUGUCCCUGCUAUUGGUUAGAAGUAGUGUUUUUUCAUUCCAUGGUUUCAUCCUGCAAGAUGGUGGUGAGUGAUCUCAACUGCCCCACACCAGCUGAGUCAUAGGAAUGUACAAGUGUGCUCAGUAUUGUACAGGACUGAGCCUCAAAUGAUCCUUUUCAUAUUUAAUUGCUUCUUCACUUGCAGUGGUCAGUAAUUAAGAUCAGUGACUGAAGAGGUGCAAAGGUCAGAUGCUGAUCCUACUAGUGCUGUUAAAACACAGCUAAUGUUGGGAGAAACUUGCAGACACAGAGGGUGUGGGGUAGCAGUGAUUAAGGCUGCCUUUGGCUUCUCAGCUCAAGUUAAUAAUAUUUAACAAUAUCCAUUUACUGUCAGAACUGCUUCUAUAUGCUGUCAGAGCAAGGGCUGAGAGCAGAGUACCACAAUCCCUCCACCAACACUUUCUGGAGGACCCCCUACAAUCUCCUUUAGGGGAAUUUUUCUGUCUAAUCUACUGACAGUUGAGUAGUCCCAAGCAAACCAACACUUGACU